Molecule: messenger RNA, 863 nt
Organism: Hevea brasiliensis (rubber tree)
Lineage: Eukaryota; Viridiplantae; Streptophyta; Magnoliopsida; Malpighiales; Euphorbiaceae
Product: glycine-rich RNA-binding protein
Exons: 2
Coding region: 132-689 (185 amino acids)
Molecular function (GO): RNA binding
Source: RefSeq, a predicted model, not a curated record
UGGUUUAGCCGGGUUUUGUUCUAUGAUUUUCUCCUCUCUCUAAUCGAGGUUUCUUUUUUCUACACUAAUGGCAUCAGCGGAGAUCGAGUACCGGUGCUUCGUCGGCGGCCUUGCAUGGGACACCAACGAUCAUGCCUUGCAGGAGGCCUUUAGUCCCUUUGGCGACGUUCUCGAAUCGAAGGUCUGUUUGCAUUGUUGCAGAGAUCGGAUCUGACCCUACCCCUUUUGGCUUUGUCGAUCCAAGAUCUGUGAUCUGUUUGUGUUACUAUAAUCUCUCUGUGUUACUCUUCUUUUAUGUUACUAAUCUCAAACCGAUUAUCAAUGAUCGGGAGACUGGUAGAUCUCGUGGUUUUGGAUUUGUGACUUUCAACAAUGAGAAAUCGAUGAGGGAUGCUAUUGAAGGAAUGAACGGUCAGAAUCUGGAUGGCCGUAAUAUUACUGUGAAUGAAGCUCAGUCCCGCGGAAGUGGAGGUGGCAACGGUGGGUACAAUCGUGGUGGCGGUGGCUACGGAGGUGGUGGACGCCGUGAAGGUGGUUACGGAGGUGGUUACAACCGUGGUGGAGGUGGAUAUGGUGGAGGUGGUUAUGGUGGAGGUGGUUAUGGUGGUGGCCGUGACCGUGGAUACGGUGAUGGGGGAUCUCGUUACUCUAGGGGUGGUGGUGCCUCUGACGGAAACUGGAGGAAUUAGGGUGUAGCGUUAAUAUUCUGUGAUGUGUUUGCUGUGAUUUGUUGGGUUUAUGAUUCCCGAGGAUGCUCGGUUAGCUGGUCUUUAGUGAUGGUAUCUUCCCUUGGAUAAAGAUGUAGAUCAUUUUUGAUCGAUGAAUACUUGUGUCGUGCUAUGAAUAAUUUUACCUUCGUGCCU